AUGGAGAAAAAGAAGGGAAUGAUGAAAGAGAUAAAGAGGCAGAUGUGUCUUGCAAUGCCACUUACAGUUGCGAAUUUCCUUAUGUUUGCCCUCCAAUUCGUAUCAAUAAUGUUGGUUGGUCAUAUAAGUCACGAAAAGCUCGCCGGAGCCUCCAUAGCCAUUUCCUUCGUGAAUUCACUUGGCUUCUCAGUGCUCAUGGGAGCAAGUUCUGCGCUAGAUACCUUAUGUGGACAAUCUUUUGGAGCACAAAAUUACAAGAUGGUAGGUUUAUAUCUACAAAGAGCAAUGGUCAUUUGUGUCCUUAUCAGCAUUCCACUUGCCUUUGGAACGGCUUUCUCUGGCAGAAUUCUUAUUUUGCUCCGCCAAGUCCCGGAGAUAUCAAUGGCAGCAGAAUCUUAUGCUCGGUUGAUGAUUCCAUCACUAUUCGCAUUUGGCCUUAUACAGUGCAUCCUCAAGUUCUUACAAGCUCAAAAAAUCGUGCUACCCAUAAUGUUUAGCAGUGGAAUCACAGCUAUUUUUCACGUCAUCAAUUGUUGGUUCUUUACCUAUAAAACUGGACUUGGUUAUCGAGGAGCUGCGCUUUCUGUUUCAAUCUCUUAUUGGUUCAAUUUGCUGCUAUUAGUACUAUAUGUCUUUCUAUCUCCCUCUUGCAAGUCAACAUGGACUGGAUUCUCUAGAGAAGCCUUUCAUGGCUUAUGGGACUUUCUUAAACUCGGCAUUCCUUCUACUUUGAUGCUUUCAAAACUGGCAAUUCGAGUUGUUGUUGAUACUUGCUGGACUUCUUACAAAUCCAGCGCUCCAAACGUCAUUAAUGUCAAUAAGCCAAAACAUUUCUUCACUGGUGUAUGCGAUCCCCUUGGGCCUUAG
This is a messenger RNA of Dendrobium catenatum, 867 nucleotides long. Its product is annotated as protein DETOXIFICATION 17-like. Gene Ontology annotation, biological process: transmembrane transport. Gene Ontology annotation, cellular component: membrane. Bases 1 to 867 code for a protein of 288 amino acids. Gene Ontology annotation, molecular function: xenobiotic transmembrane transporter activity; antiporter activity. The record is from RefSeq and is a predicted model, not a curated record. Lineage: Eukaryota; Viridiplantae; Streptophyta; Magnoliopsida; Asparagales; Orchidaceae. The transcript is spliced from 4 exons.